Molecule: messenger RNA, 717 nt
Organism: Pestalotiopsis fici W106-1
Lineage: Eukaryota; Fungi; Ascomycota; Sordariomycetes; Amphisphaeriales; Sporocadaceae
Exons: 1
Coding region: 1-717 (238 amino acids)
Source: RefSeq, a predicted model, not a curated record
AUGAAGGCCUGGUCAGUCACCACAGCUCCAGGAGGCAAAGUAGAGCUCGAAGGCACGACGGUUGAAGUGGAAGUCGAGACCGAUACGCUGGUGGUCGAUGACAAUGUAACAGUGGUGCUUGAGAGCAGUGUCGUCAGGCUUGAAGAGCUGGAAGAAGGCGUAACGGUGGUGCUGAUUGGUAAGACUGCUGUGCCGCUUGUGCUGCUGCUGCUGAUGAUGGAGGUGGACUCCAACGUGGGAUUAAUCGACAAACUUGAGGAUGAGCUUGACGAACUCGUAGGCGAAAGAGUCAGGCUGCUUGUCGAAUCCAAGAUCGGACUGAUCAAUGAGCUCAAAGAAGGAGUGACUGUUACUUCUGUUGGUAAGAGCACAGAACUGCUCGGGGACGAUGUUGAAAGAGUUAUAAAUGUAGGAGAUUCGGUGUUGGAAACACUCGUCAAUGAAAGAGAAGGUAAAGAAGGUGACAAAAGAGAAGAUAAUGAAAGUAUGGAUGACGAACUCGAGGUUGAUAGAUCUGUCAAAGCAGCAGAAAUAAUUGAAGAAGAUGAGGAAAGUAUAGAUGAUGAAGUGGAGGUUGACGAAUCCGUCAAAGUUGCAGAAAUGAUCGCACCAUCGCUGGUAGAGGCAGUCGCCUCUGUUAGACUACCAGAAAUAACUGGAUAUGGGACCCUCGUUGACUCAAUGACAGGACUCGAACUGGCAAGAUAUGCUGUAUAA